CCCAGAACUUUUGCAAUCAGACAUCAUCUGAUUUCUGUCGAGACAGUAUUGUAGAAGCAGUACUCUCUGAAGCCUCUUAUAAGCAGCUUAUAGGAAGCUUCAUUCUACCCACCGCUGCAAAGGAACGUGAGGAGCAACCCAGUGGGACAAGGGCAACAUCAUGAAGACAUUACUCAUUGUGUCUCUUCUGGCUGCAUUAGCAGUGAUCACUCUAUGCUAUGAGUCCCAUGAGAGCAUGGAAUCCUAUGAAAUGACUCCUUUCAUUAACAGGCGAAGGGCCAACAACUUUAUGUCACCUCAGCAGAGGUGGAGAGCUAAAAUCCAGGAGAGGACCAGAGAACGCACCAAGCCUACCUAUGAAAUCCAACGGGAAGCAUGUGAUGAUUACGCUCUCUGUUCACGCUAUGCCUAUAUUCAUGGAUAUGGUGCUGCCUACAAUCGUUAUUUCAGGCAGCAAAGAAAUAACUGAAUCUGGGAUUUUGGAGUCUCCCUUUCCAGAGCCUGGAGCCUGGAUUUGUAUGCAAAUACAGUAGUAUCAUUGAAACAUAAGGAUGACUUCUUAACUGCAUGUUACUUCAUCUCCUACUUUUGUCUUCUUCCUUGAUCAAAAGAUUAUUAGACUUUCCAUUACAUCUUUCAAUAAGUGUAGUGGAGGUCAGAGGGGAACUGGGAUUUAUGCUUACUGCAAAAUAAACUCCUGGUUUGAUACCUUUAUUCUAUAAGUUCAAUUUUUAUGAAGACCCUGUUGAGUUGCUUAAUAUUCUGCACACCUAACUCACUGGAGGAUCUGCCAGAGUGGACAUUCAACACAUAUAUAGGAUCAAUUUGAGAGUGAAUUUCUUAAAUUCUGUUAGUUAUGGAAUCCUUUCUAUGAACAGGGUUGGUGGGGAGGAAAAGGGAAGAGUCUAAUAUGCCAUUUAUGUAUCCAUGAUACACUUUCAUCCCUCUCUAUCAAGGACUGGUGCUUGAUUAUUUCUGCUAACAUAUUACUGAGUGUUUUGCUUAUGUAACUUUUAAAUGUCAUGACUGUAUUUUUAUGAGAGGAUGGGGAUCAUUGGGAAGUGACAAUGAUGUAAAAUAAGAAAAAAAGCA
Dromiciops gliroides (monito del monte) is the source of this 1092-nucleotide messenger RNA. It is a transcript of the gene MGP, whose product is annotated as matrix Gla protein. Gene Ontology annotation, molecular function: calcium ion binding. The coding region runs from base 161 to 469 and encodes 102 amino acids. The record is from RefSeq and is a predicted model, not a curated record. Lineage: Eukaryota; Metazoa; Chordata; Mammalia; Microbiotheria; Microbiotheriidae. The transcript is spliced from 5 exons. Gene Ontology annotation, cellular component: extracellular region.